Messenger RNA from Prunus armeniaca (apricot), 960 nucleotides. Lineage: Eukaryota; Viridiplantae; Streptophyta; Magnoliopsida; Rosales; Rosaceae. The record is from the annotation of a GenBank genome assembly.
AUGGCCGAAGAAACCCAUACGGCAGAAGCAGCAAGAGAACCAAGGAAGAGGAAAAUUGGGAAGAAGAAGGGCUCCAAGGCUAAGAAGAAAGCAAAGAUGUUACAGUCAGCGGAAGGCAUUAGAGCCAUGAAGCCUAAGAAGAUUGACAAGAAAAUGCAGAAACUGUAUCGGAAACGAGCCCGAGACUACAAUUCAGAGGACGAGUCCGAACAAGACAACGCUACACCUUUGGGCAACAAUGAGGACGAGCUGAUUGGUGGGUCUUCUUCAGGAGAAGAAGCAGAGAAAGGUGGCGACCACAGUGAAAGGAAUGUGGAUAAUGGGUUCUCAGAUGAUGAGGAGCACGGUGAGAUUCUGCCCGGCAUCAUGAGAUUUACGGAGGGUAGUAAUGCGUUUAGGUUGGCAUUCAGGAGUAUAAUAAAGAAGACUGUUCCUGAAGAUGUAUUGGGGCCGGUGUUAUCGGGGCAAAAGAAACUUGUUGCAGAGAAGCUUGCUGAAGAGGAGAACGAGCGCAAGGUCAAGGGUGAGGCUAAGAAGGAAAAACAAUUGGUAAUAGAAAAGGGGCAUGUGAAGCCUGCCAACUAUUUGGACUCGCAUGAAAAGUUUCUAAUUGGUGUUGCUACGAAAGGAGUGGUCAAGUUGUUCAAUGCUGUCAACAAAGCACAAAAUGCUCAGAAAGGACUGAAUCCUUCCAAGUUUAAAGAUGCAAAAGUGAUAAAAAAACGGAGAAAAGAAGCCUUCUUUUCAGAGUUGGGCAAAACGUCCUCCCGAGGUGCUAGUGCUUCUGUAAAGUCUCAUACGUCUAAAGGCCCGGUGGAUGGUGAAGGGCCUGCCUGGGCUCCAUUACGAGAUAAUUACAUGCUCACAAAUUCCAAGUUGAAGGACUGGGAUAAGAUGCCGGACACAGUUGUGGGAGAUGACAUUGGAAGAGUAUCUGAAGAUAGUUCUGAUGAUGAUUAA